AUGGCUCAGUCUUCUUCCGACUCCUCUCAAGCAGAAUACUCUCUCAAGGCCACUGUGGCUGCCAUCACAUCCUACUAUGAACUUCUCGCCCGCGUACACCCUGACAGUGUCUGUUCUCUCGAGUACCCUCCCUCCGGAGGAUGGCCUCAGAUUACGUCUGAGUCCUUCUGUAUCUUGGGCCGAAAUGAUACCGUCAUUGAGUUGAUGCGGCACGUUCCGGACAAGAUUGGUGCUAAUCCUGACUACUCUCCUGAGGGCGGAGGAGUGCCGAUCACAUCCAGCAUGUUCACCUUGGCGGUGCUGGCCGAAGAGAAACAAGAGGGCUUUGAUAUCCUUCUUGAGACGGAACACAACAUCGUCAUUGUGGUCAGAGUUAGGGAGGAAUUCCCACACGGGUAG
Molecule: messenger RNA, 399 nt
Organism: Colletotrichum tamarilloi
Lineage: Eukaryota; Fungi; Ascomycota; Sordariomycetes; Glomerellales; Glomerellaceae
Exons: 2
Coding region: 1-399 (132 amino acids)
Source: RefSeq, a predicted model, not a curated record